Apaloderma vittatum (bar-tailed trogon) is the source of this 876-nucleotide messenger RNA. It is a transcript of the gene PHYHD1, whose product is annotated as phytanoyl-CoA dioxygenase domain containing 1. The transcript is spliced from 11 exons. The coding region runs from base 1 to 876 and encodes 291 amino acids. Lineage: Eukaryota; Metazoa; Chordata; Aves; Trogoniformes; Trogonidae. The record is from RefSeq and is a predicted model, not a curated record.
AUGGCGUUUGUAACCCAGCACCAGAUCCAAAAGUUUCAUGAAGAUGGCUUCCUUGUCCUGGAGCAUUUUUUCACCACAGAGGAGUGUGACAGCAUGAGGAACCAGAUCCAGAGAAUCAUAGCGGAGAUGGAAGUGCCGCCGCACUGCCGCACCGCGUUCUCCACCAAAGAAGAGGAGCAGCUCCAGGCGCAGGGUAGUUCGGAUUAUUUCCUAACCAGUGGAGACAAGAUUAGAUUCUUCUUUGAGAAAGGUGUUUUGGAUGAGAAAGGUAACUUUCUAAUUCCAAAGGAGAAAUCAGUCAGCAAGAUUGGCCACGCUUUACAUGCUUACGAUCCUGUCUUCAAGCAAAUCACCCACUCUUCCAAGGUGCAGGAAUUGGGAAGAAAACUAGGCCUUGAGAGACCAGUAGUUGUGCAAAGCAUGUAUAUCUUCAAGCAACCUGGCAUAGGUGGCGAAGUGACCCCGCACCAGGAUGCCACCUUCCUGCACACAGAGCCCCUAGGCAGAGUCCUGGGUUUCUGGAUUGCCCUGGAAGAUGCCACGCAGGAGAACGGCUGCCUGUGGUUCAUUCCUGGCUCUCACACCAGCGGAAUUACCCGGAGAAUGGUCCGUGCACCUUCAGGUGCCUCAACCUGUGUAGAGUUUGUAGGAUCAGAGCGAGCCUACGAUGACAGCCAGUUCGUACCUCUGCCUAUAAGUAAAGGUGGGCUCAUUCUUAUCCACGGUGAAGUUGUCCAUAAGAGUGAACUGAACAGCUCGGAGUCUUCUCGCCAUGCAUUCACCUUCCACGUGAUGGAAGCCAAAGACACCAGCUGGAGCAAAGAGAACUGGCUCCAGCCAACUCCCGAACUUCCUUUUCCAUCGCUCUACACUUGA